Messenger RNA from Onychostoma macrolepis, 3740 nucleotides. Its product is annotated as guanylate-binding protein 1-like. Gene Ontology annotation, molecular function: GTP binding; GTPase activity. Lineage: Eukaryota; Metazoa; Chordata; Actinopteri; Cypriniformes; Cyprinidae. The transcript has 12 exons. Bases 286 to 2148 code for a protein of 620 amino acids. The record is from RefSeq and is a predicted model, not a curated record.
CGUUAUCUGCGAGUGAUGCUGUCACGAAAGUGCAAUACUUGUCAUUGGAUAGUAAUCAGGUGUGACUCAGAACCGUCAGUUUAACGUCUUCUCAAACACUUGCCUGAGGACUACAGAAGUGAGAGACAACAUCGCCUACCUCUAUAAGCUCAACCCCGUAAAAAGGAUUCUAGUGUUUAACCUUCUGCGUUCCAAACCCGGAAACCUCAUCUGCUGGUGGGAGAGGAGAGGCCUGUCAAGUUUUCAAUCAUUUGCAUUGUGCUGAAUGAGCUAAAGAAAGCCAGCAUGUCUGAAGCCAGACUAAUGCCUUCGCCCAUAUGUUUGGUGGAGAAUGUGAACGGAUCACUCAGUGUCUGUAAGGAUGCCAUCGAGUUCCUGAGUAGGAUCAGUGAGCCGGUGGUGGUGGUGUCUGUGGUGGGACUCUACCGUACAGGGAAAUCUUACCUUAUGAACCGCCUGGCGGGACAACAGUCAGGCUUUGCUCUUGGCAAUGCUGUUGAAUCGAAGACCAAAGGCAUCUGGAUGUGGUGUGUCCCGCACCCCCAUAAAGAAGGACACACUCUGGUGCUGCUGGACACAGAGGGACUUGGGGACGUGGUCAAAGGAGACUCUAAGAACGACGGCUGGAUCUUCUGUCUGGCUGUUCUGCUCAGCAGCACUCUGGUGUACAACAGCCGCGGGACUAUUGAUAACACUGCAGUGGAGAACCUGCACUACAUUACUGAGCUCAGUGAGCAAAUCAAGAUCAGGUCACCAUUAUCUGGACCAGCAGGAGCAGCUGAAGAAGAGGAUUGUCAGUUUGUGCGUUUUUUCCCAUCAUUCAUCUGGGUCGUGAGAGAUUUCACAUUGAAGUUGGAAAUUGAUGGAAAGAAAGUGACAGAAGAUGAGUACCUUGAGUUUGCCCUUGAUCUGAAGAAAGGUGUGAAUAAGAAAAUCAGUGACUACAACCUGCCUCGUCAAUGCAUCCGAAACUAUUUCCCAUCCCGGAACUGUUUUGUAUUCCCAUCUCCCGCCUCGACUGAAAACAUGAUACACUUAGAGAACUUAAAAGAACAAGAACUUGCGCCAGAUUUUCUGGAGGUCACAGGUUGUUUCUGUGACCACGUCUUUCAUAAAAGUUCUGUGAAAACACUGAAAGGAGGACACAGAGUUACUGGAAAAUUGCUUGGGUGUCUGGUGCAGAUUUAUGUAGACACAAUCAGCAGUGGUGAAGUGCCCUGUUUGGACAAUGCAGUUGCUACUCUUGCAAUUUUAGAGAAUGAGGCAGCUGUUCAAAAAACUUUGAAAGUAUAUCAGAGUCGGAUUGGAGAGGUGAAGAAUAAGUUCCCAGUAAGUGUGAUUGACAUUACCUCAGAGCACCAGAAGUUCAGCAGUCUGGCCAUCUCUGAAUUCAUGAAAUGCUCCUUUAAAGAUGAAAAAGGAGAAUACCUGAUAAAACUGAUGGAAGCUGUAGGUAAAUGCUUUGUAGGCCUACUGGAAGAGAAUGAGAUGGCAUCAGAGAGAAAGUGCAGAGAUCUGCUGAACAACCUGUUCUCUGACAUGAAUAAACGACUGCAGGAUGGAGAGUACAGUCAGUCUGGAGGAUAUGAACUCUAUAAAAGAGACAGAGACGCCAUUGUUGAACAGUACCGCAGAGAACCCAACAAAGGUGUAUCGGCCGAGGCCAUGUUGAAUGAGUUUCUGAAAGACCAGGGACCUGAAGCAAAACGUAUCCUCUACAUUGAUACAAAACUCACUGAAAAUGACAGAAAGAUUCAAGAGGAGAAAGAGAAGAGUGCUCUGCUGGAACAGAGGUGUAAAGAAGAAGAGGAGAAAAUAAUUGAGAGAGAGCAAAUGUUGCAGGAAGAGAGAAAACAGCAUGCAGACAGGAUGCAGCAGAUGCAGGAAAAGUUUAAAUCUGAGAUAGAGCAGCAGCAGCAGGAGCUGGACAGAGCUCUGGAGAGCAAACUGAAGGAGAUGGAGGAACUGCUAAAGAAAGGCUUUAAAGAGAAAGCUGAUCUCCUUGAGGAAGAGAUGAAAAAUCUAAAAAAAGAGAAGGAAGAAAAAAGUUCUGGCAGUUUUAUGGAUGUGGUGAUGGCGCUUCUCAGCAAUAUGGAAAAACUCCUUCCUCUAAUGCUUGAGUUCAGAGGGAGGAGCAGAAAAUCAUAGACACCUCCCAGACAGCAACAUAGUUUUGUCCCAGAUCCAGCCCACAUCUGGCCCUUGUGAAAUCCAUGUGGGCCUUUCUCAGCUUUCACAAGCAGUGAGGUGUCAUUAGUGAGGAAAGAGAUUUUACAUGCAUGUGCUUGUGUGUGUAUGUGCAUGCUUGCAAGGAUAAAGUGCAUUAGGAUAAGGUUAUGCUGAUUUCUCGUUUUUUUGCCUUGAAACAACUCUGAUUGUAAUGUUUUGAUAUGAUAACUGAUAUGAUGGUUUGGUUAUACUUGUGAUCCACGAUGGUACAAUGAGCAACAGCUGGAUAUGGAAUUGCAUUUUAUUAAAGGGGUGGUUUACUGGGUUUUUUUUCUAGGCUUGAUUGUGUUUAUGGGGUGCAGUCUAACAUGUGUUCAUGCUUCGUUUUUUUAAAAACGCAUUAUUUUUCAUAUAAUUUACCUUUAUGCCACACCGCUCUGUCCCUUCUCUGACAAACACCUCGAUUACUUCCUGUUUUUAUGAAGCCCCUCCCUCGGAAAUAUGUGAUGGGCUCUGAUUGGUUAGCUGGCUCAGUGUGUUGUGAUUCACUAAACCGCCGAGCGUGCGUCUAAAUGUCCCACCCUGGCCUCUGGCCUCAGCUGCAUGUGCUCUGGUUGUAUUGUAAACAAUGGCUUUGUCUAUAUUGCUUGUCAAUUUGAGCCCGAUUGGGACGCAGAGGAUAUUAGUGAAGAGGAUCGCGCAGAACUUGUGCAAGCACGGCUCCUAAUGGUAUGUUUGUUGUCUCAUACUUUUAGAUAUGCUGUUAUUAUGCUACUGCUUAUGUUAGCUUUUAAUAUACGGUUUUAUUCUGAUUAAAGCUUUAAUACAGUAAGGCAACCACACACGCGUCCAUGUAUAACGCUUCUCAUUGCUAUGUGAAAAUGUAUAAUUGGAACAGUUUGUUGGAGCUGAUCUGAAUGAGAGAGAGAGAGAGAGAGAGAGAGAGAGAUGCAGAGCAGGGCGACACUAGGAACAGUGUUGAGAACCGCUGCUUUAGAACAUUGAUUUUGAAACUUGUGAAUCCAUUAGAAUCGAUAGAAGACAGAAUCGCGAUUCAUAUAUGAAUAGAUUUUUACGUGCACCCCUAGUUUUCUCUUCCUCUUCUCUAAAGCAGCACAGCAUGGCCCCGCCCCCUUCCUUACAUGUUCCCGAGGAUGGGGUUUAUCUGGGUCAAUGACGUAUCAGACCCAGGAAGUAGUUCGUUGUAGUCCCUUACCAGCCGUUUUUGUAGGCAUUAAACUUUCAGAAUUUUAAAAGACGAUAUCUCCGUUUGCAUUGAACUUUCAGCGCUGCAACUUUGCAGAUAUUGUUUAUGCUCAAACAGCAACUUUACACACUAACUAUCCUUAAAAAAGUGAAAUUGCAAUAAACCACCCCUUUAAAUAUGAGAUAUGCAAUACAUUAAAAACUAGAUAAAACUCACUGUUCAAGUAUUUGGUUAAAGAAAAUGAUGUUAACAAUAAAUAUAUUUAUUUUUAUGCAUGAAAAUGUCAAAUUUUUAAAUUUGUCCUUUGUGGUACAAUGUUGCCUUGAGGCAACAAACUUUAAAAAAAUAAAUAAAUGUUUAUUGA